ACUGGGGGAGGUGACUACCUCUGUGCUAUUCGGAUGCUAAUGGUUCAGUUCAGAAGAGAAUUCUCGUUUUGUGACUCUUUGUACCUUUGGGAGAUGAUGUGGGCUCUUGAGUACGACCCAGAUCUCUUUCACGUAUACGAGGCGCAUCAAUGCGGGAGUGAGAAAGUCGAAGUGUCCAACGGUAAACCAAAGUCGAUGAGCCAAUGCGGAAAGGACGAGAGGCAGAACCUGAGGAAUGGUGGAAAAAACACGGAAGGUCCUUUGCCUAUAUCUGUUUUCUUAGUGGCCAGUGUCUUGAAAGACAAGAGUUCUAAGCUUAUGACUGAAGCUCGUGGACUUGAUGACGUUGUUAAGAUACUUAACGACAUGAGUGGAAACUUGGAUGCCAAGAAAACAUGUUCUGGAGCAAUAAAGAUUCACAAGAAAUAUCUGAGAAAGGUUAUCUCUAAGUUUCUCUUAUCUCUCUGGGCUGUCUUUGUGUCUCUCUUCCUGAAAGUUUUAUCUUGUGUUGUGUUCUCUCUUAUUGUAGGCUAAGAAAUAGUAUUGCCGAACGUUCAUUAUUCUCUUGCUUAAACCCUUGGAAUCAUGAUAAAACUUUUUAAACGAUUCCUUGGGUAGAAAGCAAUCUGGAAAAUCUGGAAAUGUUGAAUUAAUACUCCCAACAUAUACACACAAAUACACGCAAGAAAAAAAACCAUAUUUGUAAGCUGUUCAUAAAAUUUGGUGUUGCAUUUAUAUAUGAACAACAAGAUGUUUUUUUUUGUAUUUUUUUUUUGUAUUUACCAAAGGGGAAAAUGAAGAAGGAAAUAGACUGUUCUUAAGUUCA
Brassica napus (rape) is the source of this 826-nucleotide messenger RNA. RefSeq lists its product as uncharacterized. The record is from RefSeq and is a predicted model, not a curated record. The transcript has 3 exons. The coding region runs from base 34 to 534 and encodes 166 amino acids. Lineage: Eukaryota; Viridiplantae; Streptophyta; Magnoliopsida; Brassicales; Brassicaceae.